AUGCUUUUCAACCGGCGGUAUUCGCUUUGGAGUCUGACAACAAUACUAUCGAUCUUUUCAGGUCGUGUCGUUGGACAGAAUGUGUCUCAGAUAUUGAGUAUCUUUGAAAGCAUCGUCGACUGCGCGACUUGCCUUGUUGCACUGAUUCCACUUCAAGCCCUCGCUCAUCUAGGAAAUGACCCAUUUUCGGACACGUUCAUCACUGUCUGUGAUGUUGCUCAACUGGAAGAUCCUGAUGUCUGUAGUGGACUAAUGUCAAGGCUAGGACCAAUUAUUGCCCAUGAUCUUCGCAGCAUCGACGUUAGUGGACAGACUGCUAAUCGUCUCUGUGACGCCCUUUUUGGUUUUUGUGCUUCGAAAACACCUAAUCCAUUCACGGUGCCCCUCCCCUCUCCGUCUGCAACGGCAGUCACUCCACCGAGCAUGCCAACAGUGCGCAAGACACCUUUUCAGGUCGUUCACAUAAGUGAUGUUCAUAUUGAUAGGGAAUACACGGUCGGCUCUGAGGCGGAUUGCACCAAGAACAUUUGUUGCAGGGAUUUUGCAGACGAGGCGGGGGAGCCGGUCACAGAUCCUGCGUUGCCUUUCGGGAACUCGAAGUGCGAUUCGCCAGUAUCUUUGGCAGACUCGAUGCUCGAGGCUGUAAAUAGCUUCGAUGCUCAAUUUGUUAUUUUUACUGGAGAUGUCGUUGAAGGUAAUGUGUAUACUCGUUCCAGCGAAGUAACAUCCGAUCUCAUUGACUUCAAUGCGGAGAUGUUAUCAAAAAUCACCGCCCCGAUAUUCCCUGCCAUUGGUGUCGACUCCACACCAGUGAACUCGUUUCCUCGAAACACUACUGACACCACUCUUGAUGUUCAGUGGGUUUUUGAUACUCAAAGCGCAGGUUGGGAGCAUUGGAUUGGUAACGCGGCUAGUCAACAAGUCGACCACAUCUCGGGCAGUUAUGCAGCCACUGUGCCCGGUAUGAACCUAGUUAUCCUGUCCGUGAACACUCAAUACUGGUAUAGGCAAAAUCUCUGGGUUUAUGACAGUGAUAUUUUCCAGCCGGACCCUAAUGGAAUAUUCUCUUUCAUGGUUGAGCAACUCCAAGCAGCAGAAAAUGCUGGUCAGAAGGUUUGGGUCAUUGGCCAUAUACCUCUUGGGAAGGCCGAUAUUAUCGAAGAUCAGUCGAACUAUUAUGACCAAAUUUUGCAAAGAUACAAAGAUAUAAUUGUAGGACAGUUCUUCGGCCACAGUCACAAAGAUCAGUUCGAAAUUGCAUACUCGGAUUACAGCAACCAAACGGCAGCAAACGCAGUUGGCGUGGGUCUCAUAUGUCCUGCGCUCACUCCCACCAGCGGAAAUCCUGCAUUCAAGGUGUAUGAUGUUGAUCCUGAUACUCUGGGUAUCAUGAAUAUCCGCGUCAUCUUUGCAAACAUGUCGGAUCCUUCUUUCCAAACAGAUCCUACUUGGACGCUCUACUACGAUGCACGAGAAACUUACGGCCCUCUCGUCGGGCUCCCAGCCACAUCGGAACUCACACCAGCAUUCUGGCAUAACCUUACUGAGGUAUUCGCAGCCAACGAUACGGCAUUUCAGCUGUUCAACACCUUCCUCAGUCGAGGCGGAGAUGUCGUACCCUGUGACGACACCGAUAACUGCAAAAACACGACAAUCUGUGAUCAGAGAGCAUUUCGUUCUCAGAAUAACUGUGAUAUAGAUGAAGGGGUAUUUGGCAUGAUUAGGAAGAGGGAUGUUCGAGGUUUACAAAGAGAAGCAUCAGAUUGUGAGGGUAUCGGUAUCAGAGAAAUCUUUGACGAAAUCCGUAAUUCGAGAACCUGA
Messenger RNA from Lentinula edodes (shiitake mushroom), 1821 nucleotides. Its product is annotated as sphingomyelin phosphodiesterase. Lineage: Eukaryota; Fungi; Basidiomycota; Agaricomycetes; Agaricales; Omphalotaceae. The transcript has 17 exons. Gene Ontology annotation, molecular function: sphingomyelin phosphodiesterase activity. The record is from RefSeq and is a predicted model, not a curated record. Gene Ontology annotation, biological process: sphingomyelin catabolic process. The coding region runs from base 1 to 1821 and encodes 606 amino acids.